Epinephelus moara (kelp grouper) is the source of this 4326-nucleotide messenger RNA. RefSeq names its product SR-related CTD-associated factor 4a (gene scaf4a). Lineage: Eukaryota; Metazoa; Chordata; Actinopteri; Perciformes; Serranidae. The transcript is spliced from 19 exons. Gene Ontology annotation, molecular function: RNA binding; RNA polymerase II C-terminal domain phosphoserine binding. Gene Ontology annotation, biological process: negative regulation of termination of RNA polymerase II transcription, poly(A)-coupled. Gene Ontology annotation, cellular component: nucleus. The coding region runs from base 147 to 3503 and encodes 1118 amino acids. The record is from RefSeq and is a predicted model, not a curated record.
UGCCCGCCGACCUGAGAGCUACCGAUGCUAGGCUAACAGUCGUUAGCUACCGGGAGCGGACAUGUUGUACCGACCCUUCCUCGAAAAAACAUCGCUGUAAGCGGGCAAUCGGGAGUUUAGGGAAAGGCUCGGAGCGUUGGGCAAUCAUGGACGCCGUCAACGCCUUUAACCACGAGUUAUUCUCGUUGAUGGACUCCAAGCCCCCAAUCUCACGGGCAAAGAUGAUCUCCAUCACCAAAUCAGCCAUCAAAGCUAUGAAACUCUACAAACAUGUGGUCCAGAUUGUGGAAAAGUUUAUCAAAAAGUGUAAGCCUGAGUACAAGGUAGCGGGCCUGUAUGUGGUGGAUUCCAUUGUUAGGCAGUCCAGACACCAGUUUGGAACAGACAAGGACGUGUUUGGCCCAAGAUUCACCAAAAACAUAACAGGAACCUUUGAGAACCUUUGCCUUUGCCCAGUAGAGGACAGGAGUAAGAUUGUGCGGGUGUUGAACCUGUGGCAGAAGAAUGGCGUGUUUAAGAUUGAGGUUAUUCAGCCCCUCUUGGACAUGGCCGCUGGCUCUAGCAGUGCAGCUGCACCCUACACAGGCUCAGAUGACCCAGGUUCAUCUCCACCUCCAGCCAAAGAGCCAGUUACUGCGGUAACGGCAAACUCCACCAUGACAUCCACUGCUCAGCUGCAAAACUCCGAUGCCUUUGCUGCUGUGGCACAGCUCUUCCAGUCCACACAGGGUCAGCAGCUUCAACAAAUGCUCCAGAACUUUCAGCAGCAGCCAGCGAAGCCUGACACCGACACUCAGCCUCCUGUCCCUACUGUUCAAACACAGGCCCCGAACGUCACUACUGGCAUGGGCAUGGUCGCCCCACAACCACCUCUGCCCACCCAAGCCACCCAGCAGAUGACGGCCUUUGACAAGACAUUGCUGGACCGGUUUGACUACGAUGAUGAACCAGAAGUUGGAGAAGAAACAAAGAAGGAUGAAAUGUCAUCACAAGCCUCCUUUAUGCAGCAGCCUCCAGCCUUCCCACAGCACAUGGAGCACUUUAAACCACCGAUGAUUAACAUGUUGCAAGACCUCUCACAACAGGCUCCUCUCCCUCCCAAUGGCCAGCUCCAGGGCUAUGGUCUACCUCCAGGACAAAGCUUCCCAGUUAUGAUGCCUCCCAUAGGGCAUGCUGUGCCAGGGCAGACCCUCCCUGGUUCUACUGGGCCUCCAGGCUUCCCAGGAGUAUUCCCUCCCCACAGUGCCGCUCAGCAACAACAGGAUUUGUCAAUGGAUGCGGACCGUUCAGCAAUGAGAGAUGGCAGACAUGGUCGACGGUCAAACUCAGGCUCCAGGUCUCCAAAGCGGAGGAGGUCACGGUCUAAUUCCCGUACACGACGAUCCAGACACAGGCGAUCGCGCUCGCGUUCCAGAGACCGCCGUCACCAUUCCCCACGCUCUCGCUCGCAGGAGCGCCGGGAGAGAGAGAAGGAGAGAGAGCGGCGACAGAAAGGCCUCCCACCACCCAAAAGCGAGACACUAAGCAUUUGCAGUACAACUCUCUGGGUGGGCCAGUUGGACAAGAGAACGCAACAGCAAGAUGUUGCCUGUUUACUGGAGGAGUUUGGGCAGAUAGAGUCCAUCAAUAUGAUCCCUCCACGUGGCUGUGCCUAUAUUGUCAUGAUACAUAGGCAAGAUGCCUUCAGGGCCCUGCAGAAGCUCAGUAGGGGAACUCACAAAGUGAACCAGAAAGCCAUCAAGAUUGCUUGGGCUUUGAACAAAGGCAUUAAGUCUGAAUUUAAGCAGUACUGGGAUGUGGAGAUGGGUGUCACCUACAUACCUUGGUCUAAAAUCAAAGAGUCUCAGGUGGAGGAGCUAAAAGAAGGAGGAAUACUGGAUGUAGACACCUUAUCACCUGAGUGGAUUGGUGUGAGGAAGACUCUCGGUCUGCAGGAGGAGCUCACCCACAACGGCCGUUCAGAGCCACAGCAGCCUGAGGAACCACAAGUAUUACCUUUGGCUGCCGCAGCUCCUCCUCCUGCACAGGUUCCUCCAAUGCAGCAGCCAAUGGUUGGUGUGGGUUCUCUCCAGCCUCCUGUGUUUCCUGGUCCAAUAGGCAUGCCCCCGCCUUCCUUCCCUCCAGGCGUCCCCCCUCCUCCUUUCAUCAGACCUGGCUUCAACCCCAUGCAGAUGCCUCCAGGUUUCCCUCCCCCAGGUGCCAUGCCUCUCGGUCCCCCACCUCCCUCCAAAGGUGGCAUUGAAGACCCGCCUCUGGACCCAGCGGGUCUGGGCCACAGGAAAAAUGACGAGGUCCCGGAGGGUCCCAACAUUUUCAACAACCAGAUGGGACCUAUGGGUAACCAGUUAGGUGUACCUCCAGGUGCACUUCCAGGUUCUCUCCCAGGUGGUCCUUCAGGGAACAUCCAACCCCCUUCUGGUGGUCUGCUUGGUGCACGACCAGGUAUAAUCCCACUCCAGCGUCCUCCGGUUCCCCCACCACCACACAUGCAGCGUUUCCCUCCACCUCACGGGCCACGACCCCCUCACCCCAACAUGCCACCUAUGCCCCCACAGAUGAUACCCAGAGUGCCACACCCUCAAAUGAUGCACCAUGACCCUCCUCCACCUAAAGGAGGCUUUGGGCUGCUCCCUCCCCACAAUAUGAGGGCUCCUUUCCUUCCACAUGGGCAUGGCCCUCCUCCUCAAGGUCCUCCUCCUCCUUUUAUCAGACCAGGGGUACCACGGGGCCUCGACGGGCCAGAAGAAAUGGAUAGCCGACCAUUCAGGGGAGACAGGCCUGGAUUCAGGGACCGAGAGCCAGAGAGGGACAGGGAGUGGGAUCGAGAUCGAGACAGGGAUAGAGAGAGGGAUCGAGGUUUUGGAGGUGGAAGGCGGCCAUUUGGUGAUGGAGGAAGGGGUGGAGGUGGUGAUAGGAUGGAUGGGAGGGACAGGCUCGGAGGCUGGCAGGAAGACGGAGGAGAUCACCGAGGAGGAGGAUGGGAGAGAGACAGAGAUCGGGAUAGAGACCGCGAUCGAGACAGAGACCGAGACAGACGAGACUGGAGGGAAAGGCGGAACAGCCUGGAUAGCGACAGGGAGCGAGGGAGGGGUGAUGAUGCGGAUAGAGAGCGGGGGAGGGGAGAGGGAGGAGGAAGAGGAAGGGGAGAAGGAGGGAGUCGAGACAGAGGGAGAGGAGCUGAAGGAAAGGAAGGGGAAAGGCCGAGGCGGUCAGAACGACGAGAGAGGACCACGCGGUGGGACAGAGAUGAUCGAUUGGCCGAACUGGAAAAAAUGGACAGAUUUCGGACCUCGAACAGCACAGAGCAACCUCGACUGACUCCUGUGGUUACCACAGAAAGCAGUGAAGAACCAAGUGUGGAGGCUUCUGAAAAGAAGGCAGAAUCUGAACUUUUAUCUCCGUCCCCAGGGGUUACUACUGCUGCAGGAGAGCCAAAGCCGUCUGAGCCCUCACCUUCAGCUCAAAGUGAGCCCACAGAAACUAAACAGGAAGCAGAAUCAUAGACUGGCUCACUGCUGCUCCUUCAGCCAGAGACUGCUGUGAACCACUAAAAAAAAAAAAAAAGAAAAAAAAAAAAGUGGGGUUUUUUUUUCACUAUGAGUCAGCCUCAACUCCUGGCAUAUGAAUUCUAGCUCGUCACAGUUUGUCAGUUGGUAAUUGACAGUUUCUGGGCAGUAUCACAUUGCAGCAACAAACAUCUCCCACACGUGUUGUCAAACAUGUAAAAUGGUUGUUUUCUGGCAUUUUGGCUUAUGGUCAAAUUUGGCUUUGCAUCUGUUUCUCAAAACACACGACCACAUGAGAAUCAGUAUGGUAAAAUUGCUGUAGUUAAAUAUUGGCUGUUAACUGUUUUUCCUGUAAGUCAUAAGAAUUAUCGGAGUGCUUGCGUGUUAACUUAGCUCUGUCCAUUUGAGGUUAAUUUGAUCUUAGCUUUUAUGUUUUUACUCAAGUUGGUUUGCAGACGGAGAAAACGAAUGACUUCUGUGACAAAUUUAUUUUUACGUCAUUGCCUUAUGUGUUUGAUAGCAGGCACUCCCCAACACGAUGAAUAUGUUCAUUUUUUAUUCUUUUUUUUAAAUCUGCCAAAAUGUCAUGUCAUACACUGAAUAUCUUCGCAAAUAACUGAUAAUAUAGGCACCAUUGAUUUUUCUCUGUUUUCAUCUCGUCUUGUGUUUCAUGUCGGCUCCUCAUUGCGAGAUCCUAGCCAGUAAGACACAGCUUUGAUAAGACUACGGUGGCCUUAAAAUCCACUCAUGUUACUUGUAGGUGUUUAAACAGAGAUAAAAACAAAUUGUGAAAGACAUGUUGGUAAAUUACACACACAAA